AUGGGGAAGACAAAACGUGUGAGUGGCGCUCUCAAUGCCUGUGCAUUAGGUUCUCCCACUUGGCUGACAUGGGAAGAAGAGGAGCCCGACCCAGUGGCGAUGGAAUUUGGAGCUGAAUCAGGGAAAACCAUUCAAGAACUGGAGAGACUUAAUAAGGCCAUAGAGGCUGUAAAGAAUGAAGUAGAAGAAAAGCAGAAGAAAUUGUUGCAAUACAAAAAUGUGACACAACCUCAAACACAAUUUCCUAUACUUCAGAUGGAUAGCAAUAGCAAUAUAUCAGCAGGCCUUGAUGACCAAGCUGCUGUCUUAAAAAGAAGUGCAUUGACAACAGCUGCUAUUGGUUCAUUAAAAAGCGGUUGUGUCCCACACGAGAAGUAUGUGGUUGAUCGGCGUUGCCCUGCCACUGAUCUGGAGUAUGACCCACUGCUCAAUUAUUCUGCAGGCAUUUUUGGAUCUGCCGCAAAAGAAAAUGGAAAGUCUAAAUCAAAACGUCUGAAAUGUGAUGAGGAUUUUGAAAAUGCCACACCCAAGAAAUCUAGGGCUGCAUCUCCAAUUAGGUUAGAGAUAAAACUCCAAGAAUCUGAUGAAGAUGAUGUGCUUAUUAUUGAUGCCCCACCUCUACCAGCAGUAGCCAAGAAACAACGGGCAAAAAAGUUUUGUCCAAAUGAAACCAAGUCUGUACACAUAGUUGAUGAAAUAACAGAAGCUGUAGAUAUUGCAGACACUCUGAACAAUGCUGUGGGUAAGAUGGAAUGUGUUUCCAGUUUAGAAAACAAAGUGGAGGUAUGUGAAAAGUCUGAAUUGGAGUCCAAUUCUGAAGCCAUAUCUCCAAAAGAGUCCCUUACAGCCACUACUGAUUUUGAUGAGAACCAAACAUUUAAUUGUAAAAGUGAAACCUUUAUCACAACAGAGUUGGUGACAAAUAUAAAGAGUUCCUUUUCACCUGAGCAAAAUGAAGGGCAAAGUGAAAAACAUUAUUGUCCUUUAAAUUAUGACCAAACUGUUGUGAAUUAUGACCACAUUCCAUUUUCAGAUCCUGUUAUAAUCCCAAAAUAUGAUAUUGAUUUGAAAGAUUUAUUGGUGCCUGAAAAGAUGUUGAAUGACAGCAGUACCUAUGUUAGCGGAGAAGAGAUCUUAGAGGGAAAUAACUGUGCCAUAACAUCACAAACAUUUGCUUUAAAUAAGUGUGAAACUACAACUGAAUUGAUGACUCCUUCCACAAAGUGUGAAUCUCCGUGUCAAACUGCAUCUCUUGAAAAAGUAAACAAUGUUAUUGUCUUAAAUUCAUCUGAGGAAGAAGCCUCAGAGGACGACUCUGAUUUUUCUGACUCUGAUGACCCAAUGGAAGAAUGCCUGAGAAUUUUCAAUGAAUUUGCAGAAACAAACAAGGAAGCAAAUCAGGUUUUCCAGGAUCAGUCUAAACUAGACAUGCCAGAAACAAAGGGAAGUGAUGUUCUACCUGGACAGAAGAAAAGAAUUGCACAUCCAUCAUCUGCAAAAUGUGAAGUAAAAUCAAGUGGAAAAAUACUUGUUCCUUAUCGAGGACCUGCUCCACCACAAAUACCUCAUACCAGAAUACUGCAUGUCCAGCAACAAGCUGUGCAAAUAACAUCUGAUGUUAAAAGUGGUCAGGCCUUUGUAGCUUCAGCACAGAAAAAAGUAACUGGAUGCUUGUCACCUGCCUAUCAUAAUUUUGGACAAAUGGUUUAUGUUAAUUUGGUGGAACUUCAACCAGUUGUGCCAUGCAGAAACUCGCUUGGUGGAUUUUUUCAAGGGGGUGCAAUUGCCACAACAUUCAGAUCCAAUGUCCCUCAAAAAAGGACCCUUCAGACAACACCAAUGAAGAUACCUACUCGCAGAAAGCCUUCAGCUGUACAGGAGACUAGUUCUAAAGUGCCACAUGAAACAAGGCAACGCUAUGUUAACUCAUUUGUUGAAGAGUUCUUAAAAGAAUCUGCAACUGUUAAGGAAGCUUUUGAUAAGGCCGUGAAUGAAGAAAAGUCCAUAUAUGAGCGUUGUGGCAGUAAAAAUAUGUAUCUUAACAUAGCUGUUAACAGUCUUAAAAAGCUACGGGAUCAGAGAAAUUUUCCAAAUGGCUCCCAUCAGUCAGGGAGCAGAGAGAAUGCACCUGGAUCAAAGAAACAAGGAGACAGACCUGAGCUAACAGGUGUAAAUCUUUACAAUCUAUUGAAAGAAUAUCUACUGUCUGAUGAGCAACUGCAAGAGAAUGGGUUUCCUCUGCUAAAUCUUGAGAAGCCUGGUAGUGCUAUAUUGCCUAAUGGAGGGACAAAGCCAAUUGGGAGUGAUGCUUUAAGAAGAGUUUGUUGUCGUUGUGGAAAAAUCUAUUCUGUGACUUUACAAGGAAAGCACACUCGCAAGGAAGAAUGCAACUACCACUCUGGAAAAGUUCUGAGACAUAGAGUUCCUGGUGGUAUCGAAACACGCUACAGUUGUUGUGAUGCAGUAGUGGGUACUCCCGGAUGUCAAAUGGCAAAGGUUCAUGUACAUGAUGGUCAAAAAGAAAAUCUGGAUGGCUUUAUAAAGACUUUUGUAAAACUGCAGCCUUCCGAUGGUAAUCCUGGUGUGUAUGCUCUGGAUUGUGAAAUGUGCUAUACUACACAUGGCUUGGAACUAACAAGAGUCACCGUUGUUGAUCCCAGCUUGCAAGUUGUUUAUGAUACAUUUGUUAAACCUGAUAAUGAAAUCUUGGACUACAACACUAGAUUUUCUGGUGUUACUGAAGAAAACCUGGAAAAUGUCACAACAUCAAUUCGAGAUGUACAGGCCAUUAUGCUCAACUUGUUCAGCGCAGAUACAAUUUUAAUUGGACAUAGUUUGGAAAAUGACCUCAUAGCUCUAAAGCUUAUUCAUGACACAAUUGUUGAUACCUCAAUAGUAUUUCCUCAUCGCUUAGGUUUGCCACAUAAAAAAGCACUCCGUAAUUUAAUGGCUGACUUCCUUAGACGGAUCAUUCAGGAUAAUGUUGGUGGCCAUGAUUCUAGUGAAGAUGCUACAGCCUGUAUGGAGCUGAUGCUGUGGAAGGUGAAAGAAGAUACUAAGGGACGAAGAUAAAUUUAAUGCCUAUGCUUUGUGACCCACAAAGAACAUAAUGAUACUUGCAAUGAAUUGUAUAUGUAUUUAUAUAACUAUUGCACUACUGUUUUCUAUUCUUUUGU
Messenger RNA from Pelobates fuscus (common spadefoot toad), 3176 nucleotides. RefSeq names its product RNA exonuclease 1 homolog. The record is from RefSeq and is a predicted model, not a curated record. Gene Ontology annotation, molecular function: nucleic acid binding; exonuclease activity. Bases 1 to 3072 code for a protein of 1023 amino acids. Gene Ontology annotation, cellular component: nucleus. NCBI's taxonomy places the organism in Eukaryota, Metazoa, Chordata, Amphibia, Anura, Pelobatidae. The transcript is spliced from 16 exons.